Molecule: messenger RNA, 609 nt
Organism: Zingiber officinale
Lineage: Eukaryota; Viridiplantae; Streptophyta; Magnoliopsida; Zingiberales; Zingiberaceae
Product: calmodulin-binding protein 25-like
Exons: 1
Coding region: 22-528 (168 amino acids)
Biological process (GO): response to osmotic stress
Cellular component (GO): nucleus
Molecular function (GO): calmodulin binding
Source: RefSeq, a predicted model, not a curated record
ACCUUCAGGCGACGAUCGAUCAUGGAAGAAAUGGUGUGGAUCUCCGAACCCUUCGCCCCUGAUCCUAACGAGGCCCUCGCCUUCGACCUACAGAACUUCCUCUCCUCCGACUUGCCAACCGUCAGUCAGUACUCCUCCUAUGCUGCCCUCCGCCGGUGGAACCCCCUUGCGCCCUCCUCGGCGAGAGUCUCCAAGAAGUCCAAGCGGAAGCCGCGCGAGGGCGAGGCUAAGCUGCCACUGACUACGUACAUCAGAGCUGACCCCGCCAACUUCCGGGAGAUGGUGCAGCGAGUCACCGGACUGAUCGAUCUCGAGCCGUCGUCGGACUCGCCGUCUCCAGUUCCAAUGACGUCUGAGGCAGCCCCGCCGCCGCAGUUACUUCUGCCGACACUCGACACGUCAUCCUUGUUGCUUAACCAGUUUGCCGGCGAUGCAUUAGGGCUGCCCCCGGUUUCCCACUUCGCCUACCCGCUGCCACCGGUACUUCCGACUACGCCGCUCGAGCUGUGGGGUGUUAUGUACAGGUAACAGCUGUUAAAACGAGACGGCUAGCAUCUGCUUGUUUGGGCCGUUUGAAGCGUCCGAUGAGUAUCGGAAGGUGGAGAUCGC